ACGCAUUUCUAUUGUGCAUUCAGGAGCAAUCGCCGCCGCGCUUUAGAAAACAUGGCAGCUCAGAUGACAAGCACGAAAGUACCGGAGGUGCGUGAUCUCACCAGGAUAGAGAGAAUCGGUGCACACUCACACAUUCGAGGCCUUGGCUUGGACGAUGCUUUGGAACCACGACAGGUGUCUCAGGGUAUGGUGGGGCAGCUGGCGGCUCGGCGGGCGGCUGGUCUGAUAUUGGAGAUGAUUAAAGACGGGCACAUCGCUGGACGUGCAGUGCUUAUCGCUGGCCAGCCUGGGACGGGCAAAACCGCCAUCGCUAUGGGUAUCGCUCAGUCACUUGGUCAGGACACACCAUUCACUGCUCUGGCAGGAAGUGAGAUCUUCUCUCUGGAGAUGAGCAAGACCGAGGCCCUGAGCCAGGCCUUCCGCAAAGCUAUCGGAGUCCGAAUCAAAGAAGAGACGGAGAUCAUUGAGGGAGAAGUGGUGGAGAUUCAGAUCGACCGGCCUGCAACAGGAACGGGUGCGAAAGUGGGCAAGCUGACCCUGAAGACUACAGAGAUGGAGACUAUCUAUGAUCUGGGCAAUAAAAUGAUCGAAAGCCUCACUAAAGAGAAAGUCCAGGCUGGGGAUGUGAUCACAAUUGACAAGGCCACGGGGAAGAUCUGCAAACUGGGCCGGUCUUUCACCAGAGCUCGAGAUUACGAUGCUAUGGGAGCGCAGACGCAGUUUGUUCAGUGUCCAGAGGGGGAGCUGCAGAAGCGUAAAGAGGUCGUACAUACAGUCUCGCUGCACGAGAUCGACGUGAUUAACAGCCGCACACAGGGCUUUCUGGCACUGUUCUCAGGAGACACGGGAGAGAUUAAAUCGGAGGUACGUGAGCAGAUCAAUGCCAAAGUUUCCGAGUGGAGAGAAGAGGGGAAGGCAGAGAUCAUUCCUGGGGUCCUCUUUAUAGAUGAAGUCCACAUGUUGGACAUCGAGUGUUUCUCAUUCCUAAACCGAGCCUUAGAGAGCGAUCUCUCCCCCGUCCUCAUCAUGGCCACCAACAGAGGCAUUACCAGAAUCCGAGGCACCAACUACCAGAGUCCUCAUGGCAUUCCUAUAGACAUGCUGGACCGACUGCUGAUCAUCGCCACGUCCCCAUACACUGAGAAAGAGACCAGGCAGAUCCUCAAGAUUCGGUGUGAGGAAGAGGAUGUGGAGUUGAGUGAGGAAGCUCACACAGUGCUGACACGUAUCGGACAGGAGACGUCGCUCCGCUAUGCCAUUCAGCUCAUCAGCACUGCAGGCCUGGUGUGCCGCAAACGCAGGGGUACCGAGGUCCAGGUGGAGGACAUUAAACGUGUCUUCUCUCUCUUCCUGGAUGAAGCACGCUCCUCACAGUACAUGAAGAAGUACCAGGACUCCUUCCUCUUCAAUGAAACAUCAUCAAGUCAGAUGGACACGUCUUGAGGAAAGGCUUCUUUAUGAUGCACUCCUGUGAUGCGAUGUCCUUCACUCUUGUGGCCGGAAUGCACUGAUGGCUGUGAAGCGCUUUUACUCUUUCUGUGACGUUUUGGAGUUUAUAUGCAUGUUAGGUUUUUUUUUUUGAUGAAAUAACAAAUCCUUACUGUUUGUCAUGUCAGUGUUUUGUUUGUUUGGCAUUACAAGUGAGAUUUGUGUUACUUAUGGUAUUAUUUUUCCAUUAAAAAAAAAAUUAAAGAUGGUCUUAAACAACA
Molecule: messenger RNA, 1709 nt
Organism: Neoarius graeffei (lesser salmon catfish)
Lineage: Eukaryota; Metazoa; Chordata; Actinopteri; Siluriformes; Ariidae
Gene: ruvbl2
Product: RuvB-like AAA ATPase 2
Exons: 15
Coding region: 52-1443 (463 amino acids)
Biological process (GO): regulation of transcription by RNA polymerase II; box C/D snoRNP assembly; chromatin remodeling
Cellular component (GO): Swr1 complex; NuA4 histone acetyltransferase complex; R2TP complex
Molecular function (GO): DNA helicase activity; ATP binding; ATP hydrolysis activity
Source: RefSeq, a predicted model, not a curated record